UUCUCGCCUGUCUCGACGCAAAUGACAUAUUUCCAUCUCAAAACGUACCGGUAAUAUCGAGGCCGGCGAUGCUACUACGUGGAGCGUGACGACAUUGAAUAUUGGUCGUCCCGAUUCGGAAGGACAUCAGGUGAAAAGCCGAAAUUCCGAAAGCCAAAACUUGCUUCUUUUAAUGAGGGAAGAACCAAGAAUACCGGUAGCCAAUCUACCGGGGCGGUCUCCGCCGGAACGGUCUUCUGCUUGCCUCGAUGGACUUCGCGGUGUCGCCUGUCUUAUGGUCUAUCUGUCCCAUCAACACACUUGGUGGUAUCGCGAAGAUAACCUCCAUGAAGGAUUUGGAUAUCACGGCCAAACGGCAUUUGCAACCUUCCCCUUCAUCCGCAGCCUUUUCAACGGUGGCAAUGCAGCGGUUGCUAUCUUUUUCGUCCUCUCGGGCUAUGUGCUUAGCGCGGGUCCACUUCAACUUAUCCGCGAUGGAGAUACUGCAGCAGCGCAUCGCAGGUUGAUCUCUGCGUUUAUUCGGCGUCCUUUCCGGCUGUAUAUUCCUGCGUUAAGCAUCGCGCUUGCGUUUGUCUUUGUUAUGCAUCUGCCGUUUGGACUCGCUCCAACCUUGGAAUUUCCGGUGCCUAAAGAGAGUUUUUUUUUGGAAUUACAGAAUUGGAUCUGGGAGACCGCUUUAUGGAUGAAUCCUUUCGCCUCUCCGGGGACCUUUGCGCGAGGGUAUCUAUACCUCCCGCCGGCUUGGACAAUGCCAGUUGAAUACGCAGGCUCCUUGCUAGUAUAUUUUAUGCUAGCCGUGGCGACGUUUAUCCCACGAUAUCGAUUGAGCCUUUUCAGCGUUGCCGGUAUUAUCCUUUUCUCGGUUAAAAAAUGGUCUAUGGCUUGUUUUAUGGGCGGUGUGGUUCUGGCCAUAAAUGAUCUGGAUGGCAUCGACCAUGCUUUGCUCAAGCAGUUCUCGAAGCAGUGGGUGAAAGUGGCCUUGAACGUAUUGUUCUUUUUGUCAUGGUGGCUUCUAUGUCAACCGGCGAAUAAACGCGACGAUCCCGAACUUUCUUAUAAUACGCCCGGUUGGUAUUACUUGACGAUGGUCUUUACUCCGCGGAAUUACUUUGAGGACGAGUAUUGGCGCUUUUACAACACCCCCGGCGCCAUAAUUCUCGUCUACGCUGUCCUUAGGCUUAAAUGGCUGCAGUCCUUUUUUCUGACGAAGUGGCUAAAAUAUCUUGGACGCAUUAGCUUCUCGCUUUACCUCCUUCAUAUUCCUUUCCUUUUUACCGUUGGAGACCGUGUCGAACGCAUGUUUGGCGGUAUCCGGGGGCAAUUUUCGACCUGGUACGAUUAUAAACUUGCAAUACCGGAUAUUGGGCCUAUCGGGUUUUCGACGGGGUUUCUGGCUUCGCAGGUGGUUAUUCUGCCAUUAAAUAUGCUCCUUGCGGAGUUGUCCACACGGUAUUUGGACGAGCCGAGUAUUAGGGUCGCGCGUGCUAUUGCUGCCCGGGGGGGAUACACUGGCACUUAAUGCCAGAUGGGCAUAUCUCUGCCCGUGAUUUCUGCCAUAUGAGACCUUGAAGCGAUACAACACGCCGGGUCUAAGGGGUUGCUGAUGCUCGAAGUGCAGCGGCAUCUUUGGGGAAAAGGACAGUACAAUGUGGACUCAAUGUAUGUCAGAAUUCUGGGUAUGAAAGAGCAAAUGACUUUCGAACAUACGUUACUUAAGUAGUUUGAAUAAAGCCGACCCAAGUCGCGUCCGUCUCCUUCGGCGCCAAAUUCACGAGUAUCGAGUUGCGAUGUACAAAGUUCUACCACUAUGCUAAGUGAUUUUGCGAGGUGCUUGUACAAUGAUAUAUCCUGGACGUUAAAGGUCGUGG
Messenger RNA from Eremomyces bilateralis CBS 781.70, 1868 nucleotides. Its product is annotated as membrane protein acetyltransferase-like protein. Lineage: Eukaryota; Fungi; Ascomycota; Dothideomycetes; Eremomycetales; Eremomycetaceae. The coding region runs from base 173 to 1519 and encodes 448 amino acids. Gene Ontology annotation, biological process: polysaccharide biosynthetic process. The transcript has 2 exons. Gene Ontology annotation, molecular function: acyltransferase activity, transferring groups other than amino-acyl groups. The record is from RefSeq and is a predicted model, not a curated record. Gene Ontology annotation, cellular component: membrane.